Cladocopium goreaui is the source of this 435-nucleotide messenger RNA. The record is from the annotation of a GenBank genome assembly. NCBI's taxonomy places the organism in Eukaryota, Dinophyceae, Suessiales, Symbiodiniaceae.
AUGUGUCAUGAUGUGUCCUUCAUUGUCUUCAUUGUCCAUCAAGUACUUGGCGCACCGUCAGAGACACCGUCUAGUUUCGAAAUUUUGGCUAAGGUCCAAGAGAUCAAGCGGGACAAGACGUUCAAGGAUGCUCCUCACAAAUUUUCCAUGGUAGAUGUCAAAAGCCUUGCAGGUGGUGGACUUCAAGUUUCCAACAUCCUUCAUGUUGACCCCAGCGUCCCCCGCUUCAUACCUUCCAGCAUUGUUCAGGGCUUCAUCAAGACUGGUGUGUGCCGCGGUGCGACGUAUUUGGAGAUGGCGCUGAAGCUAACACUUCCGCAGCCCCUCAACAUGGAGGGCCCCAACAGCAAUGAGAGCUUGGAGCAGGUGACCAUCGCCGGACAGACCUGCAAAGUUUCCAGGUUGCUGGCCCGGAUCCUGGUCGCUGAGCAUUGA